Molecule: messenger RNA, 1011 nt
Organism: Fusarium poae
Lineage: Eukaryota; Fungi; Ascomycota; Sordariomycetes; Hypocreales; Nectriaceae
Exons: 3
Coding region: 1-1011 (336 amino acids)
Biological process (GO): Golgi organization
Cellular component (GO): Golgi apparatus
Molecular function (GO): protein binding
Source: RefSeq, a predicted model, not a curated record
AUGUUUAAUGCGCUGAAUCGUUUCAUAUCGCGCCUUGACGGAGACGUCCAGCAGCAGCGGCAACAAGAGCGAGGCUCGUUCGGCUUCCAGGUGUUGCGCAACACUAACUUGGAGCUGGCCAUCGAGCCCUGGUUCGAUUUCAUUGUUGGAAUUAACGGGAGACCUAUUGAGGACCCUGAACCUGCUCUCUUCAGCCAGGAAGUGAGGAACUGUGCGGGCAGCACAGUUACCCUGGGGCUAUGGAGUGCAAAGGGCCAGAGAACUAGGGAGAUUCAUGCUCCCGUUGCGCCAGACACUGCAUCCCUCGGCCUGUCUUUGCAGUACGCCCCUCUUGCUCUUGCUGCCAAUAUCUGGCAUGUUCUGGAUGUCCCGGCCAACUCGCCCGCUGACGUCGCCGGUCUUUUGCCGUACAGUGACUAUAUCCUUGGCAGCCCCGAAGGUGCGCUGUAUGGAGAAGGCGGCCUGGGCGAGCUCGUCGAGGACUUUAUCGGACGGCCGAUGCGCAUCUGGGUUUACAACAACGAAUACAACGUCACACGAGAAGUCACGAUACAGCCUAGCCGGGAUUGGGGUGGUCAGGGUGCGUUAGGAUGUGUUCUUGGAUAUGGCGCUCUUCACAGGAUACCACCUCCUCUAAGUGAGCCUGUUGAUGCCCCUGGCGAGACCAUGUUUGACGGAGCUAUCAACGAGAAGAGCGAGGAUGUGUUUGUGCCUGUUGUUGCAGGCUCAGGACUUCCACCCCCUCCCACAGGAGACUUCCUAGUGCCUGCUCAGAUGAUAGGCAACGCCCCUCCAAGUGCCCCGCCAAGAGGAGGCAAGAAGAAAGAGCGCCAUGGUCAUGGUCCCAACCCAUUAAUGGAUGAUUAUUUCAAGGAGGAGGAAGAGAAGAGUCGGGCCGUGGACAAUGCGCCGUCAGCAAGGAAUUCACCAGCACCCCCUCCACCAAAAGCAGGCCCUCCCAGAGACUCGCCCAAGCCAGAGGCUCAGGUCAAUAGCGAAGAAGCGCAAUGA